AUGGUGCAGUUUGCUAUCAUGUCCGUGAGAAAAAAGUCAUCCUUCGAUGGUUUAAUUUUGCAUCCUGUCGCAAUUCGACGUCUAACUGUUUACAACAUGAAUAUCAACGAACAAACUGAUUCGCCUUUACAAUUCUACCUGAAAAAAUUUCACGAAACUGAAGCAAUACAUUUAUACCAUUCUACGGGCAAGCCCUUAGCAUCCUUGGAGGGAAUUGACCUUCUUUCAACCACAUUGUCCAAUCUGGACGAAAAGCUGCACUCCAGCCUCAAUCGGACUAAACGGUGCCCAUUGUAUGAGUUGGAGUGGCCCGAAGAUUUAAUUGCAGGACCAGUGUCUAAGGCAGUUUCGUCAGAAGGCGAGAAACGCAGAAAUUGGCUGAUAUUUGGAUUCCGUAACACCUUCACAAAUGAUUUAAUCCGACAACUCCACACAUCUGGUGAUAGUGUUACAUUAAUUACAACAGGAUCAGAGAAAAAAAUGUCAAGCCAUAAUGUUGAAACCAUUGGCGAAAGCAAGGAGGCAUUCCUGAACAUUCUGUCACAGUUUCCCGUUACCUACGGGAUAAUCUUUGCAUGGGGAUUGAAAGCUGUGGUGGAGAAUUCCAUAAUUGAUAAAUGGUUUUAUCUGCUUCAAGCAAUCGCCUCAACACCAAUCAAUUUAUCGCAGUUAUUGCUUCUAACCAAAGGCACACAAUGUGUCUCAAUUAAUGCGGAACAGUACGAGAAAAAACCAACGGGCGCUUUACUUGUAGGAAUGCUACGUUCUUUUAAAUCCGAAAAUCCAGUGCCAAUCUGCAAACCAAUAGAUUUGGAUCCCAGAGAGGGCAAAGGCGUAGAAAAUAUUAUAAACGAGAUUGACGAAUUCCCAGGUGCUGAUAAUGGCGCAAAUUGCAUUUGCUACGCGGAAGGAAUUCGACUGACUCAAAAAUUGGUGGAGCUUAAACCCUCAAAUUUUCUUCAGUCACCAUGGACUGACAGAUUCCGUCUGCAACUUCCAACGUCAAAUCAGGUGUCAGAUCUAAAGUUCAUAGAUGUACCUCGAGUUGUUAUUUUGGGGGACCACGAACUGGAAAUCAAGGUGAAUGCUUAUUCACUAAACUUUAGGGACGUCUUCGCAGUGCUAAAACCAUCAGAAGCCUUUGCCAAAGAAGAUAUUGGUGGAUGCGAUUUUUCAGGGGUUAUUUGUCGAACUGGGAAUUCCGUAUAUAAGUAUCAAAUUGGGGACAAGGUGUUUGGAGUCCAUAAACAAAACGUGGCGCUAUCGUCACAUGUUAUUACUACCGAAAAUAUGGUAUCUAAGUUACCAAGGUUAUUAACCCAUGAAGAAGCGUCGACCUUACCAACUGUUGGCUUGACCGCAUAUCUAUGCCUGCACAUUGUUGCAAAGAUGAAGAAAGACGAUACAAUCCUAAUCCAUACGGCUUCAGGAGGUGAUGGAUUGGCCGCUGUGCAAUUGGCAAAUAGAGUUGGGGCAAAUAUCAUAGCCACGGCGGGAAGUUCGAGGAAACGAGCGUACCUGAAGCACAUCAUUGGAAUAAAGCAUGUAUUCAACUCGAGGAACUUGUCAUUCGAAUCUGAUGUUAAUUCUGCCACCGGUGGAGCUGGAGUUGACAUCGUUUUUAACUCUUUAACAGGACCCGGAUUUAAGGAAGCGUCUCUAAAUUGUCUCCGGAACGGGGGCAGAUUCAUCGAAAUGAGUAAAAUCAACGUUUGGACAGAAGAAGAGUGUCUCUUACUUCGGGCGGAUGUCAAACAUUCCAUUGAAGAUGUUUGGUGUUCGGCCGAGAAUUCAGCCCUGAAUCUAGAACAUCAAAUUGUAGAAGCAAUGCAUUUCCUCGAAAAGGCUAUGCAUGUUGGGAAAGUAGUGGUUAGAAUGCCUAACAAGGAAAAUACGCUAUUUAGCGACAAAAGUAGCUACCUCAUAACAGGAGGUUUUGGCGGCAUAGGAUGGGAAUUGAUGAAAUGGAUGUUGUUAAAUGGGGCAAAUCAGAUUGUGCUAAUGAGUAGAAAUAUUCCAAGCUUGGAACGCCAGGACGAGAUUAAUGAUCUUAAAAAUCUGGGUUGCAAUAUAAUUUGGAGAUGCGGUGACGUAAGGAAGCUGUCUGACUGUGAAUCCAUAUUUUGCUGGAUAAAGGAGCAGUUUCCACAAUCACCAGUUAGAGGGAUAUUUCAUUGUGCUGGAGUUUUGUCGGAUGCCGCAUUCGUCAACCAGACAAAAGAGUCAUUAGAAAAAGUUCUGGACCCAAAAUUCCAUGGAGGCUGGCAUCUUCAUGAACUUUCAAUACAUUUAAAUCUCCAGCAUUUUGUACUUUUCUCUUCGAUUUCUUCACUAAUUGGAACCCCCGGGCAGGGGAAUUAUGCAGCUGCUAAUGCAUUCUUAGAUGCGCUCUCCCAUUUCCGACACGCUCUAGGCCUUCCAGCUAUUUCUUUGAACUUUGGUCAUUGGGGAGAAGUUGGACUUGCUGCGGGACAACAUAUUUCCGGGCUUCACCCGAUAUCAACCAAACAGGCUCUAGAUGCUUUAGGAGUUGCUCUUAAAUCAAAUUCUAAUCAACUUUGCCCAGUUGCUAUGAAUGUUCCUAAAUUGGUACAACGAAUUCCUUGGAUCGAAAACUUUUUAGGAAAUAUCCUGCAAUAA
Messenger RNA from Folsomia candida, 2640 nucleotides. Its product is annotated as mycolipanoate synthase. Lineage: Eukaryota; Metazoa; Arthropoda; Collembola; Entomobryomorpha; Isotomidae. Bases 1 to 2640 code for a protein of 879 amino acids. Gene Ontology annotation, molecular function: oxidoreductase activity; fatty acid synthase activity. The record is from RefSeq and is a predicted model, not a curated record. Gene Ontology annotation, biological process: fatty acid biosynthetic process. The transcript has 5 exons.